CCGAGUUGGGCGGCCCAUUCUCCCCCUGUUGUCGCGUCACCGAGUUCCCUUGUCCCCCGCAUUCCAGCCAGGGAGCUCUGUGUGGCUCAGACCAGACCGAGCUUCCCGGCAAGCAAGCCGCUCAAGCUGGAAAACUGUUGAUUGAAGCCGCCAAUUUGUGCGGCCACUUCCGCACUUCUCGCUCGAUAAUCGUCCCCUUGUCUCGGUCUUCUCCUUUUUGGUCCAUUCUCAUCCACCAGGUCCAAACCUUGUCCCUGGCCAGUCACCACCCUCAUGAUUCGCACUGGGGUGCGGACGUGCAAGACACACACAGACAACCCCCCGCGCAUGAAUAACCUCAAACCGGCGCCCCCAAACCCCCUCCUUGCUCUGACCAGACAAACACGCCGCGUUCCGUUCUGCUCACAUAAGCAUAGGGCCCUUUCUUACAGCAUCCACCGGCAUGUCUUGGAUCCGGCCAAUCUGCCCCCACUGCUACGUAGCGUGCGGGGCGCCUUGUUCCCCAACAACAUGCCCGCCGGCAAGCCGGCGCUGGUCGCGCCCGCUUCCGGCGCGGAGCUUCGCGCCCUCAAGCGUAGGUGCGCUAGCGCCCUUUGGGGGCUUCUCCCGAAAGGAAUAGGAAGGCUGUAUUUUGGCGGUGGCCUGCUGCUGCCGCUCCGAGCUAAUCCCGUUUCGACGGGGACGAAGGAAAAACCGGAAGGAUCUGCAGAGCUGAAGACAGCUAGUAGCAAGCGCAAGCAUGACAGGGACGGGGACAGGGACAAGGUCGCAUCGACAUCGAGGCUCUCGACAACAAGAACAACGACGGCGUCGACAACGAUGACAAGGGCGACCGAAACGGGAAAGCCGGCGCGGAUCGAAACGGCGACGACGCCACAGCCUCCUCCUCCCUCUAGUGCGCAGAUGCGGCAAGCACCACGACAAGAAGGGCCAAGAGCGGGUGCAGGAUCAUCCUCCUCCUCCUCCACCUCACCGUCCCACCAGUCCCGGCGGUCCGCUCCCGCUCCGACGCCGAAGACCGGCGGUCAGGGCCUUGUCGCUCUCACCGAUACUAGCGCUGGCGCUGCUGACGCCGAUCACCCGCCACCGCUCCCGCCGUCGUCUGCAUCGCUGUCUCGUCCCACUAACACUGCUGCUGCUGCUGCUGCUUCUGGCCUUGACGCUAGCGCCGCCGCCAGCGAGGAAGAUGUGAGCGCUUCUUGCGCUGGUGGCGCCGGGGCGGCGACGCGGCUGGCGCCGGGCGAGGGCGCUCAGAAGGGACGUCGCGAUCACCAUCGCGAUCGCGAUGCUGGUGGGGAUCCAUCUACUUCUCCUUCUUCUUCUCCUUCUUCUGCUUCUGAUGAUGAUGGCGAAGAUAAUAAGGGUAAGCACCCCCCUGACGAGGACGACGAGGAGAUCCUCCAAGAGAUUGAGCGGCGCAUCCUGGACGUCUUCUCGGACGCGUACUGCAACAAACACCUUGUGUAUGGCAUGCUGGAGCUGGUGCUCGUGCGGUUGCUGCCGGAGUUAACGGAGAAGGGGGUGCUGCAGCUCUGGGAGGAGAGGAUCCCCGGAGUGUCGGAGGCGUGAGUAAGUUUGAUACAUAGUGUAGUUACCAUCAGUUCUCGUCCGUAAUAACACACACACACAUGUUGCGGUGAGAGGUGAGAGGGGAGGAGUGGUGGGUGUGCAGGAAGCAUUACUCCGUGCUGAGACCUCGUGUUCACUCUCGAGAUGACCCGACUCAGAUGAGGGACCUUUGUCUUGAAAUGCAGAGGGCCGCCGAGACUUGUGAUUUGCUGGAG
This is a messenger RNA of Thermothielavioides terrestris NRRL 8126, 1784 nucleotides long. RefSeq lists its product as uncharacterized. The record is from RefSeq and is a predicted model, not a curated record. The transcript has a single exon. Bases 511 to 1569 code for a protein of 352 amino acids. Lineage: Eukaryota; Fungi; Ascomycota; Sordariomycetes; Sordariales; Chaetomiaceae.